This is a messenger RNA of Rana temporaria (common frog), 1328 nucleotides long. It is a transcript of the gene DFFB, whose product is annotated as DNA fragmentation factor subunit beta. Gene Ontology annotation, cellular component: cytoplasm; nucleus. Gene Ontology annotation, molecular function: DNA endonuclease activity. Lineage: Eukaryota; Metazoa; Chordata; Amphibia; Anura; Ranidae. The transcript has 7 exons. Gene Ontology annotation, biological process: apoptotic process; apoptotic DNA fragmentation. The record is from RefSeq and is a predicted model, not a curated record. Bases 33 to 1130 code for a protein of 365 amino acids.
UCUACAGUAAAUGAUAGGGGAAGGCAGCGCGCAUGCUCCAACCUAUACUUCACUGGAUACAAUGUAACAAGGAGAGGAAAUGUUUAUGUUAUUCCUCUGAUAUGGGCGGAAGUGUCUCCUCUGAGGAACACAUGAAAAUAUUCAAAGUUAGGAAACUGAGCGGCGCUGAGAAGUAUGGAGUGGCGUGCAGGAGCCUGAGAGAGCUGAGAGAGAAGGGGGGCAAGAGGCUGCAGCUCCCCCUUAGGAAUACCCGGGUGUGUCUGUAUGAAGACGGGACGGAGGUGAGCGAUGAGGAGUAUCUCAGGUCUCUCCCGGAUAACACGGAACUCGUCAUCCUGACUGCCGAUCAGACGUGGAAGGGAAGCAUUGAUUGGUUGCUGAAUACGUUCUACACAAGUCUGGCCGGUGUCCCCGAAGCGGCCCGGAAGCUCCUAUUGGAUGAACAGGCUCCCAAGACUCAGAAGAUCCUGAUUGACUUUGUCCAAAACCUCAACGAAAAUAUUGCGGCAGAACGCCGCGAGGAAGACGGGCCGUGGUUUGAAGGCAUAGAGUCUCGGUUUAAGAACAAGUCCAGUUAUAUGAGGUUCAGAUGUGAGAGCCGGAUCCGGGGUUACAUGAAAGAGGUUCAGAGUUCAGCAGCCACCGUGGGCCCGUCUGCCAGGGAGGAAUACGCCGGCCUCAUAGGGGCGCUGAACAAGGAGCUGAAAAGUGCCGAGCACAAUGGAAGUUACUUCGACAGGACGGAGCACAAGGCCAAACGUCUGUGUACGGAGGAGGGGUGGUUCUCCUGUCAGGGAGCGUUUGAUGAGAAGAAUUGCACUUCCCGGCACUCCAUCAAUCCGUACAGCAACAAAGAAAGUCGAAUUCUUUUCAGCACGUGGAACCUCGACCACGGGAUUGAGAAGAGUCGAACGAUCUUGCCUUGCUUGGUGGAAGCCGUGAAGGAAAGUGACGGGAGACGGGUCAACCAUCAAUAUUUUUUUGACCUUUUAUUUACCACAAAGAACCUCAAACUGGUCCACAUCGCCUGUCAUAAGAAAACCGCGCACAGCCUGUCCUGUGAUAGGUCCAAGAUCUACGCCAAUCAGAGGAGACCCCGAAAUAAGAGACCUCUGAGCCAAGUAUCGUGAUGGGAUUUGGGGGCUUUACUUUUAUCAUGGCAGCUUUCUAUAGAAGGAGAACACACUGAUGUUUAAUCACCGACUGAUUUUAUCUCAUUUAUUACAAAAUAUGUAUUUUAUUUUUAUUUUACAGCCAUGAAAUCUCCUGUGCACCGAUUGGUUUAUUUAUUUCAAAUAAAAAUGCAGCUUUUGUAUUUUCCCAACGUC